This is a messenger RNA of Fusarium proliferatum ET1, 1182 nucleotides long. RefSeq lists its product as uncharacterized. Lineage: Eukaryota; Fungi; Ascomycota; Sordariomycetes; Hypocreales; Nectriaceae. Bases 1 to 1182 code for a protein of 393 amino acids. The transcript is spliced from 3 exons. The record is from RefSeq and is a predicted model, not a curated record.
AUGGCACUAGAAGAUUGCACAGAGAAAAAAUACACCAGAACGCUGCUCGAGUUUCUUUAUGGUUUCAAAACUGGCGGCAUUCAGGAAACAUCAUUCAGCAAUUCAAAUUCAGGAGGCCGAAUAUCCAAUCUUUCACGCAUUCUAGAUAUCCCCGAGGCGCUAUUCUUGAUGAUUGGCGGAGGGACUUUGAUUAGCUCCUCCAUGUUAUCAUGGGAACAGAUGAUGGCCGGUACUGUCAGUGUCGACAUCAGUAGCGAGAUCCAAGGUAUUUGGCCAGUCGUUUACAGAGUUCGCAUAGCAAGUCCCGACAUUUACAUCAUCGUCGAGGAAGGUUGUUCUUACUGGGGAAAGGAAUUCAGGCAACUUGUCUUCAAGUCGUCAGGCAACUAUGGCCUGGACAUUGACGAUUUCCAUCUCGUCGACGAACAUGAGCACAGCGUUGAUUCUACCACUUGGUUAGGAUACUUGACAUCAGGAGAGGUUGAAAGACACUCUUUCAAACUGGUAAGAAUUUCUGCCGAAACCUCAAGCAAGGUCCCUCGAGACCCCGGUUCGAAAACUUUCAACGAUAUUGAGAAUCAAGACAUCGAAGAGACUUUUGACGAAGAGAGCUCCGAUGGAGCAACUUUUGAAAGAACUAUGGAAGCCGCGAAACAGAUGUUUUGCCGAAGUAUAGGUGAAGGGACCCUUGUUCGCAACAUGCCGCUAGUGCUCCCAACACUGCCCUCGAUGCCUUUCAACAAUCUGGUCAAGAAUCACAUUCCAUUCUUUGCUUGGCCUCUGACCCAGAAGACUGGCAAUAGUUCCCACGCAGAUGGUACGAUGGCUCUCACUAGAUUACUAGCUAUGAUCGAUCAAUCUCUUAAAGAGUUUGGUAUUACUAAAGACUGGCAUACGUUUAGCACGAGAGAUGAAGUGGUCUACAAGUGCCGGGUCCUGCGAUCAGUCAUAGAAGAGGGUCGAUACAUACGAACACAGGAAGCGAAAGACCCUCUUCCGUACUCACAACCUCCCAACCCAAAUUGCAUGCACAGAAACCCAAUAUCUGAGAUUCUUGCCACCAUUCUGAAACUGUCAGAGGAGAUUUUUGAUCUCUUUCUUCCGCCAGCUGAUUGGUUCCUUUUCCCGGCUAUAGGUGCUUAUUGGGGCACCCUGGAAUCGAUCAUGCGUGUAAGCCUCUGA